This is a messenger RNA of Chara braunii, 1276 nucleotides long. Lineage: Eukaryota; Viridiplantae; Streptophyta; Charophyceae; Charales; Characeae. The record is from the annotation of a GenBank genome assembly.
CGUCAGCACAAUGUUCCACACGUAUUUGAAGAGAUGGCUCUCCGUGGCCCUCCGUCGACUGUUGUGAGCAUUGUGUUCCGCCUUGCUCGUUCGUCCUCACGCACCGCGGCACGAUCGCCAUCUCCGCCAACUUGCUCGUGAGCAGUGUCCAUUGCUGGCGGCAUCCAGUCGAGUGUUAGGCGAGUUCACUCCGCGAGGAUGACUGCGAUGUCUGAGGUAGUCCAUAUGCGUGGAGUGGGUGAUGGGGAUGACGUCGGGGCCCGGUUGUCYGCUCUGGAGAGGGUUGUCGUGACGUCUGCCGUAGCCGCCGUCAUCAUGCAUUGCRACAUGGAGSUYGAAUGUCAACGGCRGUGGGCACGACUACGUGCUCGGAGAAGGAAGUUGAUGCCGRCGGCGAYGACUGAAGCGUUGGAUAGCGCUGUCAUCUGUGAUGCCGUGUUGGAGGUGUGCUGUGCACUGGGGUGUGGGGGACUACCGAGGGCGAGGCCGAAGUGGUGGGUMAAAAGGAGGACGGGGGGGACUUGGGAGGAUCUUCGGCCUGCGGACGACGCCACUGACGAUUACUUCCGCGACAAGUUACRGAUGUCUCCACGUGUCUUCCGCGAGAUCGUUGAGAACUUGUCGCCGAUUCUSCAGYGACGUGUGACGUUCUAUAGGGAGUCGUUGCAACCAGACYAGAUCGUCGCCUACGCGCUGUACAGGUGGGCGUCGGGCGAGCCAUACGAGAGCAGCAGCUGCAGCUUUGGGAUUGGCAGGGCUUCAGGUUUGGUGGUCGUCYGGGACGUUACUUCUGCGCUGCUUUCGGUGUACAKGGAGAAGGUGGCGUGGCCGACUGGGGUGCGGAAGGCGAUCGUUCUGCGUGCUUUUGCAGACAAGGGUUUCCCGAACUGCCAUGGGUGCAUCGACUGCACCCAUAUCUAYGUCGAUAAGCCCGCGAAUGCACCUGCAGAAGACUACUACGACCGCAAGAGACGAUUCUUUGUCGUUGCUCAAGUGGUGGUCGACUUGGACUUGCGCAUCCUGGACGUGUUYGUGGGAUAUCCGGGGAGCUGCCACGACGUCCGGAUCAUCCAUCUCUCCAGUCUAUGGUCGCGGGUGGCGGCGGGAGAGUUGUUUACAGGGCCUCCUGUGCUGCUACCGUUCCAAGUGCAGACGAAUGGUUAUCUGCUGGCCGACAAUGGUUACCCGGCGAUCGAAUGGAUGGUUGUCCCGUUUGGCGGCGUGGCGCAGCAUCCCCUGGAGAGUCGUUUCGACAGCAGGCAGAAGACCGCGAGGG